Molecule: messenger RNA, 1098 nt
Organism: Mercenaria mercenaria
Lineage: Eukaryota; Metazoa; Mollusca; Bivalvia; Venerida; Veneridae
Product: leukocyte receptor cluster member 1 homolog
Exons: 8
Coding region: 122-1012 (296 amino acids)
Source: RefSeq, a predicted model, not a curated record
UCAACUACACUAGGUACCAAGUAGGGGCCUACUACCAACUCGAUUUUGCAUAUUUUUACUUUAUUUAUCCUGUACCUACACCGGAAGUGAAAUAACGAUAAUUUUGUUUUUUAACAAAAUAAUGAAUAUUCUUCCACAGAAGAGCUGGCAUGUUCGCACAAGGAAGAACAUUGAGAGAGUAAGAAGAGAUGAAGCAAAAGCUGCUGAGGAGGAAAAGGAAAAACAAAGACGGAUAGCCCUUGCUGAACAAGAAGCGAGAACAGAUUUACUGAGAAAAAGAGCAAAGACUAGACAUGGUGAAGACCAAAUAGAACAUUCUACUGAUAAAUUACCUAGAAUCGAUGACACAGAUGUUCCAUCAGCUUCUCAGACUGUUGAACAAGGCACAUCAAAAUCUGAAGUCCAAUAUACAGGCCAUAUUAAUUUCUUCAAAGAUGUGGAAGAAGGGGAAGUAAAGCAGGGGAAAAAUGCAGAACAUGAAGAAGAAAAGAAAGCAGAGAAGGAAAAAUGGGAGAAAGAUAUUGGUCUGUUGACAUACCUUGGACAGAGUGCAGUGGAAUCUAAAGAGAAAGCACCUUGGUAUUUAUCGGGGAGAAAGAGAGAGAAGGAACCUUUAGACCCUGUUGAAAAAGACAGAAAGUUGAAAGCAAGUUUGGACCCGUUGAAUCAGAUGAAAUCCUAUGUACACAAGACCAAACACAAACAUAAACAUGAAGAUAAGGAAAGGCACCAUAAACAUAAACACAAGAAGAAGAGUAAAGAAAAAGAUUCCAAAAAAACAGAGAAACAUGUCUCGGCAACAAAAACUAUAGAACAGUUAAGGGCAGAAAGGUUAAAUAGAGAACGACAGGAGAGACAAAAAGCUCUGGACCUUAUAUCUGGAGGUCAGGGUCAGAAGACAAAGGUUACAGAAGAAACAGUGAAUGAGAGAGAUAGAGGGUAUAAUUCUAUGUUUAAUCCGGAUCUUGCUAGAAAACCCAAACACAGACAUUCUUAUGAAAGGCGCUACUGAUCUGCCAUCAUUGUAAUAUACCAAGUCUUUCGUGUUUUGUUCAUUUAUUAUGUCAUUUUGUGAAAUAGAAAAUAACUGAAAAAUAA